Molecule: messenger RNA, 1775 nt
Organism: Coccinella septempunctata (seven-spotted ladybird)
Lineage: Eukaryota; Metazoa; Arthropoda; Insecta; Coleoptera; Coccinellidae
Exons: 4
Coding region: 16-1149 (377 amino acids)
Molecular function (GO): protein binding
Source: RefSeq, a predicted model, not a curated record
UAAUUGGCUUCGUUCAUGUCAAAAUUACACCAUCGAGCAUUCGAUUUAACUGCUUCCUAUUCCAUUCCACUAUACACAGCUCGUUGCGAUUGCAAUUCAGUGAUGAAUAUCGCGUACUGUGUUUUAUAUUUAAUGAUCAAACUCUCCCUGAUAAUCGAAAACAACGCACAAGAGAGCACAGAAGAAGAAAAUACAAUAAACAGUAGGGUCCCUGAAGAUGAGCAAACAACGAAAUACCUUCAAGAUAUUGAGAUCGUGAAAAUCUACACGACCUCAAGUAAUAGUAUAAAAAUAUUUUGGGGGAUCACGCCUGAAGACGUGAAGUUGAACAGGACCUACGGACUGUUUUAUGAUAUCGACGACAAGGAAAAUUUGACAGAACCGAAAACGGAAACUCGGGACCCAUGUCUGGAAGUUCUCAACCUCGAACACUGCAAGAGGUACUUUUUCGCGGUAGCACCUCUCAGUGGAGGAAAUGGAAUCAAUCCGAACUCAACCAACAUCCGAUCAAUCUUAACUUACAUGGACCCGACGGCUCCGCCCCUGGACUUACACGUAGACUUCCUUCCGGGAACUUCUCCCCGUCUCCUAAUCAAAUGGACUGCCUCCUGCAGAAAUAUUCCACAUCCUCUAGGAUAUAAGAUACGACUAAUCGAAAACUUUCCGAACCUGCCCCCGUCCACGAACACGCUGAACACCGCUUUGUCCGCAUCUUUCCGGCAGGCGUGCACCAUCCCCGUCCACUACGGAGCCAUCUCCGAGGUCAGCGUGGCCAACGACUUACCAGGAGCAUUAUUCGGAGGGUCGGUCAAACUGAAAGUGCCCCAAUUCCUGCAGCCCUUCGACGUGCGGCUGGCGGUGAACGAGAGCAGCAGGUCUUUCCUGCUGUAUUGGAGAGAACCUUUCGUUCCCGUCUGCAACGGGAUGUAUUUCUAUGAGGUGUUUGUCUACGAGGACAAAGAAGCGACGAGGAGCAGCAAUUACACGGUAUUUCGGGUGAAUAGACCGGGGUUCGUGUAUAAGGGUAAUGGGAGUGAGUACACUUUCGGGGUGGACUUGGUGUGUUGUGAUUAUUCCAGGAGAUCCGCGAUGUCCGAUUUGGUUUACGGGAAUGUGAAUGGGGUGAUUGAGCAUGUUGUCCAGUUUUGAGCCACUCUUGAUGAAGCAGUUUUUCGUGUGGUAGCAGAAGCUACAGCUACAGAGGAGAUGAUCCCACUGUCGAGCGAAUUAUUCACCUAGGGCUAAUUUCACCAACAUCUUAAACCAACUUUUGGUUCCAUCAAUCUCCGUUGAAUCCAUCUUCUAUGUCACCAAGGAUAUAAACCUAACUGCCGUUGAAGAAAGCGUCUCUGUGUUCUGUGGUCUCUCUUACUUCACGAAUCAAACGUCAAUGUUAGAAACAGUUUGUUACCUAAUAUGAACAGAAGUAUCUGGGAAAAGAAAGGCAAUGCCUACCACCCAUUCCAUUAGAAGAUCUACUAGAACUUUCUCCUCUGGACCUCAAAAAUUUCAAAGGUUCAUAGACACUAAAAUAAGAAAAUAUCAAACUGUUUCAAGAAUGCGUGCUAGUCAUGAACGACAGUAGGAAAUCCCAGAGAAGUCGAAACAUCCAAACGCAACUGUAGACGGGUUUCGGGAUAAUGGUCCCUCGUCAGUACAGUGCAGCGCUGAAUAUUUCAAACGGUGGCUGGAGUCUUGAACAAAAUCGGGGUGAAGUUUUGAGAAAUUUUCAUCGAAGACUGUACCAAAACCUCGCUUCGUCUGCAGACUCCUAC